Messenger RNA from Pyricularia oryzae 70-15, 513 nucleotides. RefSeq lists its product as uncharacterized. Gene Ontology annotation, molecular function: transmembrane transporter activity. NCBI's taxonomy places the organism in Eukaryota, Fungi, Ascomycota, Sordariomycetes, Magnaporthales, Pyriculariaceae. Gene Ontology annotation, biological process: transmembrane transport. The coding region runs from base 1 to 513 and encodes 170 amino acids. The transcript is spliced from 3 exons. The record is from RefSeq and is a predicted model, not a curated record. Gene Ontology annotation, cellular component: membrane.
AUGAUUGUUACCGAUGCCUCGCCUCAAAAAUACUGGUCAAACCUCUUUUUCUAUGGUCAGGCUGCUCAUAUUUUCGCGGAGCUCGUUGGACCAGUGAUGGGCCCGGCCUUGAUAGAAAACAGUCUGUGGCAGCCUCUGCUGUUGGGACUAGGUCUGUCUUGUUAUACCCUCGGGAGCGGGUUCGGCCCCUUUGCUCGAUCGCUGCUCAGUUCGCUGGUCGAAAAGGACAUGGUCGGAACGUUGUACACCACCCUAUCCAUCAUGGACACGCUGGGCUCCCUGCUCGCGGGCCCUGUCGUUGCAGGCAUCUUUGGCUGGAGCAUGAGGCUCGAUGGCGUCUGGAAAGGCAUGCCUUAUCUCGUGUCGUUUGUGCUGUGUGGUUUGGCGUCUGUGGCCCUCUCCUGCUUGGGCUUUCUGGAUUCGUUGCCGACCGAACACGUCCAAGCGGCCUACAACGAAGAGACUGCACCGUUGCUUGCCUCGGAUAUUCCUCCUAGCGAAUCGCACGAUUAA